Molecule: messenger RNA, 2253 nt
Organism: Podospora anserina S mat+
Lineage: Eukaryota; Fungi; Ascomycota; Sordariomycetes; Sordariales; Podosporaceae
Exons: 3
Source: RefSeq, a predicted model, not a curated record
AGGAAUGACCGGUCAGUUCUCCAGAGAGCUGUUGAGGCCUGUUCUGCUGGACCACCCCCACGCUUUAUGCGUCGUCCAUCCUCAUCCUCUUUGACUUUCCCAGUCAUUUUUGACUUGGUUGGCCAGUCUCCGCGUGAGUUUGGUGGUAACACCUCCAUCAAGGACUAUGAAACAUGGGUCCAGGCGGUGUUCGAUACCAUGUUCACGACUUCAAAAACCAUCCCCCACCUCAAGGGUCAGGUAGAAAGCGAGGGCAAGUCAGCGAUGCGGAGGGUUUUGGAGGUGGCAACAUACCGAGACGAAGCUCUUUCCGCGGAGAGCCUCCGGCAGGUGUGCAAGGAAUUUGCCCUUGGCGAGCGUAAGGAUGAUUGGGAUAUACUUUUGUCCAUCGUAAAACUCAACCCCGAUGCGUUUCUGCUCUCGGAGGACGGAAAGGAGCUUCUGGACCAGAUUCUGGAAAAGACGAAAGGUUCAGAUUCCUUGACUGAUGAAGACCGGGAGGUGGCUGUCGAGUUCAUUGCCCUCCUUGCCGAAGGAUAUGCCCAAGCCCGCGACUUGUCUUCGUUUGUCAAGACCUGGCUUCAUUACCUCGAUUCUCCCAAAUCCGAAGGGAAAUUGGACCCCCUGUGGGCACAAGAAGAGCUAGCGGGUACAGUCGCGUCUUUGGUGCAAUCUUCUCUCAAUGCCAAUCAGCUUGCGGAGUUGGUAGCAUGGCUGUCGGAGCAAGAGGCAAGCGCGGCAAGGGUUUUCCUUCUUGAGGCUCUUUCUAGGGGUGUUGCUCGCGAGGAAUUUAUUGAUGCGGCAAACAUGAAGAUUUUUGAUGCUAUCAUGGCUCAGAAAGUCUCCAAGAAGGAUGCCCCUCUCAUCUCUGCUUGCCGUUGGAGUGAUGCUGCCCGGACUCUCGCUGAGGGCACGCUGGAGGAGGCCGGUCGGGUUUGGUCACGGGUCGGCUCGCACCUAAAGAAGACUUUGAAGAAGUCGGGGGUGGAUGGGGAGGAUACCUUUGCUGCGUUCGAGUGCUGUGUCGCUGCUUGGCUGUCAAACUAUCUUGAAGGUGCCGAUGAGGAGGAAACGUCUAAAUUGGUCUGCUCCUUCCUUGGGAAACUUGAGGAGGAUGCGAGCUCCGAGUCAAGGAGACGAUAUAUCUCUUGGAUUCUCGAGGAGGAGCCUCGUCUUGUCAGCAUGGUCGUUGACAAGACGGGCAAAGUACCAGGUAUCAUUCUGUCGCUUGUCAAACCCACACCUGGGGAUGACUCGGCUGGUUUGCGUCAUGCCGCCACAGUUGGCAAAGUUCUGUUGAAGGAAUGCGAUACUGGAAACCAGAAGCUCACUGAUACUCUGAUCGACACCGUCAUCAAAGUGAUUAAAGAGUCUGAGGCCGGGACGUUUCAACCAUCAACCAAGGAUGCUGUUCUGUUCCUGCUCAAUGCGCCUAUGGAAACCCUUAGCCGCAGCCAGCGGGAAGCCACGAUGAAGACGUUGACCAGCCACGUUCCACGAACCUCGAACAAGGCGGGACCACUUGGGGUAGACUACUGGGAGCCAGUGCUCUCCUUGAUGGUCAAGCUAAUGAACGAGCCAACCUUCUAUGAGGGGAUGAGCUUCAGCCAUUUGGAAACUGUUGGGGCAGUUCUUGUUUCAACGACGGGUGAUGAUGCCGAAGCUCAGCGCCUCUUCUCUUUGCUGUACGACCUGGCUGUGUUGACUAUCCGACAAAUGGCAAGCGGAAACCUUGAUUCGAGGGAGAAGACAUACCUCUCUGAUGCCAAGGCGGUGCUUCAGGAGAAGGCAGCUGAUGGCGAUACUGUCGUGCGUCUCGUUCUUCUGCGCGCCUUUCUCGCGACUGUCCAAGAGUCCAAGACUGCCCCAAGGCUGGAGAAGGCUGGUCUGGACUUCAGCGGCCUUGGAGAUGACCUAUUCCAGAUGGCUUCAUCCGUUGCGACAGCCGGCAAAUGGCGUGGAAAGAAACUACUGGCUCUUCUGUUCGCGUUGUCUGCUCUUGACAGUAUGGGACGCGAUUCUGUCAAGCAAGCGGUCGCCUCUGCCGUGAAGCCACUCGUCAAGACUAGCGACAAGCUGGUUGACGAAGGCAUCCAAGCUGGUUGGUCCAUCCGCAUGUUCUUGGCAGACCACUUCCUCGAAUCCCUCGAGUCCCCAUUCCAAAUCGAGCUCGACAUGGAGAUUUCCGAGACUGGCGAGGUCAUCGGUCCGCCCUCGAAGUCCCAAUUCUCCGCAAAUAAAUCCAACCCCUAA